Archocentrus centrarchus (flier cichlid) is the source of this 813-nucleotide messenger RNA. RefSeq names its product mitochondrial ribosomal protein S10 (gene mrps10). The record is from RefSeq and is a predicted model, not a curated record. Gene Ontology annotation, cellular component: ribosome; mitochondrial small ribosomal subunit; mitochondrion. The coding region runs from base 27 to 641 and encodes 204 amino acids. The transcript has 7 exons. Lineage: Eukaryota; Metazoa; Chordata; Actinopteri; Cichliformes; Cichlidae. Gene Ontology annotation, molecular function: structural constituent of ribosome. Gene Ontology annotation, biological process: translation.
UCUUCUGUCUGUUCUCUCAAAAAAACAUGGCGUCUCUCAUGUCUCUCAGACGAGAAUUAUUCUCUUUGGCAAGGAUACUGAGUGGAGUCUCACAUUUGGGACCGACGAGUUUGAGUGUCUGCUCAGGUCACAGGAAAUGUGGUAUAACCCGGCUUCACCUCCCUCUAACUCCCAGCACUUCUUUCCACACAACGCCUUUGUCAUCAGCAGUACAAUCAACAAUCACAGUCACAGAAGAACCGGACACGCUGUUCCAGAAAGUGGUCAUUUUGGUCAAAGGCCAUGACAGAGCCGUAUUGGACAGCUAUGAGUUCUUUGCCACCAUGGCAGCUAAAGAGCUGGGCAUCACUAUUGGAAAAGUUUUUGAACCUCCAAAGGCCAUAGAGAGAUUAACGCUCCUGAAGUCAAUACACAUCUUCAAAAAACACAGGGUCCAGUAUGAGAUGAGAACUCACUACCGGUGCAUUGAGCUGUAUAACAUAACGGGCUGUACGGCACAAGUAUACCUUGAAUACAUCCAGAGAAAUCUCCCAGAAGGUGUAGCCAUGGAGGUGACAAAGACUGCGAUGGAGAAGAUUCCUGAUCACAUCCUUGAACCACUGUGGAAGGAAAUUCCCACAGAUGACAAGCCCAGCCAGUGAAUGCAGCAUCUGUGGCUAUUUAAUGAGUUUCCUGUAAUUACACUGGGUUGAUGGUUAAAUGCAAACAAAAUGUAUGCCACACACUUGCUCGUGUGCAGAUUUCAACAAUCAUACCAAGGUGACAGUGUGUUGUCUUCUCUGUUGUACAGCUGUGUGAAAAACUGUACACAUC